AAUGAAUAUUCAAUAUUUUUGACAAAUCGAAUCUGAAAAAAAGAGCAUCCCGAAAUCCCUUUCUCAGUUCCCGGUUUCUGCCGCCAAGAAACCAUUUUUCUUCACCGGAAUCGGAGAUAUCGCUCUGAGCCUUUCAUUUUCCGGCGAUUCCCCGGCAUUUAAACAGUAGCAACCAAAGCCCUUCUGCUCAAAUAGUCAAGAAUGUCACGUUUUCCGGUGAUUCCUUACGAUGAGCAGAGAUUGAUAGAAGAAGUUCACUACCUCCAUUCUUUAUGGCAUCAAGGUCCCCCCCAGCCCCACCCCCAUGUCCACCCUAAUCUGCACCCCCAAACCCCAGUGAGUCUACAACCCUCCGGUUCUACUCAGUUCAAGAAAAGAAAUAAGCAGAAAUCCAAAAGGCUGAAGGAAGCUAUAGUAGAUUCUGGUGUUGAAUGGGUGUGUCCAUCUCCUGCUGAAUCGAAUCCGGUCACUGAAUCCGGCUGGCCCAGUUUCACUGCACAACCAAAAUCGCGACCCCAUUUGCCCACUGCUGAAGAAUUGGCUAGUGUUGCUGGGAACCGGGCUCAGCAACAGGCAUUGAAGGCGGUAUCGGAGUAUUUGAAGUACUCAAUUGAUGAUGAGGAGGAGGAUAUGUAUGAAGAUGAAGAUGAGGAUGAUAUGGAAGUGGACAAGGGGGAGAAAAAUUUGAACUUUUUCGCGAAGUUGUUUGAGGAGAAUGAUGGAUUGAGAGAGUAUUAUGAGAAGAAUAGUGAAAAUGGUGGGGGAUUUAUUUGUCUUGUGUGUAGUGGGGUUGGUAAGAAAGGGUGGAGGAAGAGGUUUAAGGAUUGUGUGGGUCUUGUUCAGCAUUCGAUUACUAUAUCGAACAAGAGGCAGACACAUAGGGCUUAUGGUCAGGUCAUUUGUCGAAUUCUUGGAUGGGAUAUUAAUAGGCUUCCAUCCAUUGUUUUGUCCGCUGGUGGUAAGCCUAGUGAAUCUUCUGAUAAACCGGUGGAGGCUCAGGGGAAUAAGGAUGCUGGUGGUAAAGAUGAUACGAGUGGUCUAAGCAAUACAACAGAUGCUGUAAAUAUUGGCAGUGAUGAAUUAUCUCAACAAAAACAGUCUUUUAGUAAUGAAAACCAACAAGAAAAUGGUGGUGGCUCCAGAAAAUUAGAGAACAACUCCCUAAUUGAAGCCAAUAUAAGCAAAGUGAUUCCUGAAACAACAAAGGAGAACACAGAGGGUGUAUCCAAUUGUACGGGGAAUGAGGGUGAUGGUGGUAAGAACAGUUUGAGUGGUCAAAGCAAUACCAGAGAUACUGUAAAUAUUGGCAGUAGUGAGUUAUCUCAGCAAAACAGGUCUUCCGGUGAUGAAAACCAGCCAGAAAAUGGUGGUUUCUCCACAACGUUAGAGUCCACAAGUGAAACCAAUGCAAAUGAAGAUGUUAGCAAUGAUAUACCCGAAACAGCAAAAAAGAACGCAGAUGGUGCAUCCAAUUGUCUGGAACCAUUGCCAGAUGAUAUCAUUGUUGCAAAUGAAGAAAACAAUGAUGUUUCAAAAGAGAUAACAAUCGUCAGCGAGGAGAGUUGAAUGUUGAUGGACUUAUUAUUCAAGAAGUUUGAGAAUGCAACGUGAAACAGCUCAUGCUUUCGAGAGCUCCCGUUCCAGGAGAUCAUCUCCUUCAUUAUAAUGAUUAGUAUAUGAUUGAGGGAAAAUCUAUAAGUUAGUGAUAUAGGUGAAAUUAGUUUGUAUGAGAAGACAUAACUUUAAAACUGAUGAUACCUUAGUGAUUUGUCUGUAUUGUAUGUAUGAAAUUGAGAAGAUGCACUCAUCAGUGGCUGUGCUGUUGAGAAAGUUUUUAUACUUGGGAGGCCUAUGCUUUAGUUAUUAUCUUUUCGCCCCA
Molecule: messenger RNA, 1879 nt
Organism: Solanum lycopersicum (tomato)
Lineage: Eukaryota; Viridiplantae; Streptophyta; Magnoliopsida; Solanales; Solanaceae
Source: RefSeq, a predicted model, not a curated record